UUUUUUUUCUCCGAGGUCCCUCUCUCGCCAGAGAUUACCGAGAAUUUAUUCAGCUGCCAUGGAUCUCUCGGCCCCCAGCAAGUACGUGACGCUCGUGUCCGGAGACGGCUUCGAGUUUGUCGUGCUGCGUGAGGCUGCCAUGGUGAGCCCGAUCAUCAAGGGCAUGCUGGACCCGAGGAGUCAAUUCGUCGAGGCGAAAGACGCGAGAUGUGUAUUCCAAGAGAUGAGCGGAAUGGUCCUUGACAAAGUGGUCGAGUACUUCCACUACUGGUAUCGCUACAGGAACAGCGAAGACGUGCCCGACAUGGACAUUCCUGUAGAGCUUUGCCUUGAGCUGUUAGCCGCAGCCGAUUACCUGGGCUUGGAUCAGGCCAACAUGAGCACGAAAUGAUACCGCACUCACUACCUGGGUGUUUCUAUCCAGAAAGAUUAUGAUACGAAGACAUGAUACCAC
This is a messenger RNA of Trichoderma asperellum CBS 433.97, 454 nucleotides long. RefSeq lists its product as uncharacterized. The record is from RefSeq and is a predicted model, not a curated record. Gene Ontology annotation, molecular function: protein-macromolecule adaptor activity. NCBI's taxonomy places the organism in Eukaryota, Fungi, Ascomycota, Sordariomycetes, Hypocreales, Hypocreaceae. Gene Ontology annotation, cellular component: elongin complex. Gene Ontology annotation, biological process: ubiquitin-dependent protein catabolic process.